Molecule: messenger RNA, 2298 nt
Organism: Cornus florida
Lineage: Eukaryota; Viridiplantae; Streptophyta; Magnoliopsida; Cornales; Cornaceae
Product: cation/H(+) antiporter 15-like
Exons: 3
Coding region: 1-2298 (765 amino acids)
Biological process (GO): proton transmembrane transport; regulation of pH
Cellular component (GO): endomembrane system; membrane
Molecular function (GO): antiporter activity
Source: RefSeq, a predicted model, not a curated record
AUGACCGGCGAGGACUCCUGCGUAGCUGAACUUAUGCCGCUGCAUUCACAGGGCAUAUGGAACCUACAAAAUUUGCAUAGCAUUUACAAUUAUCCAUUGCCCAUGCUUCACAUGCAAUUGGCAGUAAUAUUCAUCCUCACUCAAUCUAUACACACGGUGUUGAAACGCUUCAAUGUGUCCCGGAUCGUCUCCGAGAUCCUUGCUGGUGUAAUACUAGGACCAACUUUUCUGGGAUCAAUUCCGGGGUUUACCAAGACAUUCUUCCCCCAACAUUCAACCUCUGUUCUGGACAUGUUAUCGAAACUUGGCUACAUUUUAUUCAUGUUCCUCAUAGGAGUGAAGAUGGAACCAAGCAUGAUGAUGAGAACUGGUAAAAAGGUCUGGACUUUGGCAUUUGUAUCGGUCGUGCUUCCCAUAUUUACGGCCAUGGUCUCUUCUAAUGUCUUCCCGAUGACAGCAACAGUAAAAUACGUUAUAUUAACACAAACCUUUAGUCCAUUUCCUGUCAUUGUCUGCCUCCUCAAUGACCUAAAAAUCAUGAACUCCGAGAUCGGCCGCCUUGCUUUAGCUACAGCAUUGAUCAGGGAGUUCUUCAGUUUAGCAAUCCAUACUCCACUCAACUAUGCUAGAGUUUCGACACAAGGCGGGUCGUUUAAAACUGGGGGACUCACCCUUUUUCUGUUUCUAAUUUUCAUCCUUACCAUUUGCUUCCUCCUGCGCCCGGUGUUUCUAUGGAUCAUUAGAAAGACACCCGAAGGGAAGCCAGUGGAGGAAGUGUACCUCUCUUUCAUUUAUUGUGGGACUCUCCUCUCGGCCAUAAUCACUGACUUCUUAGGGGCUCAGAUGUACCAUUUCGGUCCUAUGAUACUCGGCCUCGCCAUUCCUGUCGGACCACCUCUAGGAUCCACACUGGAAGAGAAGUUCGACACCUUUGUCACGGGGUUCUUCACGCCAGUGCUUAUGACCUUAUGCGGCAUGAAUGCAAAUUUUCGUUCAGUAAUGAACCUGAAUAUCAUGUACGUCUUAUUGACAGUCUGCGCCGCUGGUGCUGUAAUUAAUUUUAUAGGGGGUUUUCUUCCUUCAUUGACCUGGAAAAUGCCUCCCAAAGAUGCAGCUACUCUUGCACUCAUCCUGAGUACUCAAGGCAUUGUUGAGAUGGCCGGUCUUAUCGCCUACACGCAAAAUCAGACAUUAGAUGAAGAAGCUUUCUCCAUUGUGACUCUUGUAGUCAUACUAGCAGCAGUGAUCAUACCGUAUCUUGUGAGACUUCUCUACGACACUACAAGGAUAUAUAUAGGCUACCAGAAAAGAAAUAUGCUACAGGCUCAAGAUAACGCCGAGAUGCGAGUAUUUGUGUGUGUCCAUAGACAAGAUGAGGCCUUGGCAGCAAUUAAACUACUUGAAAUUUCCAAUCCUACCAGAGGAAGUCCUCUGCUAGUCCAUGUACUCCACCUCAUGGAGCUCAAAGGCCGAGCCACCCCCCUCUUAAUCAACCACAAAUUCGGCCAAAAGAUAUCCGCUGUCUCUCGUUCACGGCAGAUCAUCGACAUUUUCAAUUACUAUGAGAGUCAAUUCUUAGGGUUGGUACAUGUGCAAGCCUUCACUGCAAUAUCAAAGCCAAAGUUCAUGCAUUUCGACAUUUGUUCACUAGCCUUCGACAAGUUGACUUCGCUAGUAAUACUUCCAUUUCAUAGGAAAUGGAAUUCUCAAGGCAAAGUGAUUGUGGACAACAAUGCCUUGAGGUCUAUCAACCAUCAGACCUUGGAGUUGGCCCCUUGUUCGGUGGGCAUUCUUGUCGACCGUCGCAAAAUACAGAGCACCAUGCCAGUUUCGCCACUGUAUCGUGUGGCUGUACUCUUCUUGGGAGGUGAUGAUGAUCGCGAGGCACUGUCUUAUGCCAAACGGAUGGCUCAAUCCCCAGCUGUUCACUUGACAAUUCUGCGUUUAGUGGCUGAGGAGAAUACCAGUGAGGACAGCUGGGAGACCAUGUAUGACGCAGAGAAUUUGAAGGACAUAAGGCUGCAAACUUCACAUAGAGGUAAUGUAGUGUAUAGAGAGGAGGUGGUGAGAAAUGGACCGGGGACGGCUCUGAUAAUCCGUACCAUGGAGGAACUUUACGACCUGAUCAUGGUGGGGCGGUGCCACAGAUUGGAUUCACCGGUGCUAUCAGGCCUGUCAGAAUGGACUGAGUUGCCGGAGCUUGGGGUGAUCGGAGACCUACUCGCAUCCCAAGAUAUUAGUCAACCAGUUUCCGUCUUGGUGGUGCAACAGCAGCACACCAAGUUGAAGACAAAGUAG